AUGCUUUUCUCGUUUAUCCCCCUCUUCGCCCUUAAUGCAUGCAUACAAACUCACAUAAAACCCGACCUACUCUUGACUCCCAGGGACCUUGGUCUGUCACAGCAUGGGACCGAGGUCGUGCUAGAAGGAAUCAAGGAACAGAUGGACUACGUGGCCAGCAAGAUUGGAGGCACCGCGACUUUCAACAAGAUGGUCAAUCUGCUGAGCGUAGUACAGGUCAUUGAACAGAGUGAAGAAGCAAGUCUCAAGGUGAUUACUGUCCCACAUGCGAAAGCACACUCAUGA
Messenger RNA from Protopolystoma xenopodis, 285 nucleotides. The record is from the annotation of a GenBank genome assembly. NCBI's taxonomy places the organism in Eukaryota, Metazoa, Platyhelminthes, Monogenea, Polystomatidea, Polystomatidae.